Gongylonema pulchrum is the source of this 351-nucleotide messenger RNA. The record is from the annotation of a GenBank genome assembly. Lineage: Eukaryota; Metazoa; Nematoda; Chromadorea; Rhabditida; Gongylonematidae.
UUUUUGCUGACCGGCGAAUUGGUGCUGGGAGAAAAACAGAGAGUGCCACAAAACCGUGUAAAACGCUACUGGAGUGAGACCCGUCCGUUUGAGCUGGAUUAUCCGAAUUUUGACGACGAUAAAGCCGAGGAGGAGCAUUACCGUGAGGAAUUGAAAAAUAUUGAAAUUCCGAUGAUAAAGAAUUUAGUCAUACGAUUUACUUAUGUCCCACGUCGAUCACCAACAACGACUUUACCACCAGAACCCGAAGAUACAGAAGCACCAGACAAAGAAACAACUGACGCAAAAAAUGCAACUGGCACAACAACUACAACAAAAGCCGGUACCGGAGAAGCUGACAAGAAAGCGUGA